Linum tenue is the source of this 4852-nucleotide messenger RNA. Lineage: Eukaryota; Viridiplantae; Streptophyta; Magnoliopsida; Malpighiales; Linaceae. The record is from the annotation of a GenBank genome assembly.
AUGAACCAUCAACCACAAAAGCAUGCCAGCAAAGGCAAAGCAAAAUCAUCCAUGGCGAAACAAGGCAGCAGGAUGCUCAGCAGUCUUCCCCAUUUCUUCCAGCCCCUCCUUCCAGGCUUCCACAAUCGCUUUUCGAUUCCAGUUGGAUUUGGGAAGUACUUGGAAGGAAGGGAAGUGGGUGAAGGAAAUAUUGCUGUGCUGAGAAGCCCUGGAGGGAAAAUCUACAGAGUUGAGAUGGAGAAAGGAAGAGAAUUCAAAGAUGGGUGGAAGGAAUUCGUUGAUGAACAUGAUCUGCAUGUUGGUGAUGUGGUGGUGUUUAGACUUGUUGAUGAUCCCAUGGUGUUUGAUGUCAUGAUUUUCGACCGGAGUGCUUGCGAGAGGCCAUACCCUCCCAAUGAAGUUGAUGUGAAGACAGAGGAAGCAGUUGCAGAAGAAGAAGAAGAAAGGCCUUUGCCAUGUGCUGCUGCUGGUGUAGCAGAACCUGAAACAGGGCUCCAUAGCAUUGAAAAUGGUUCAGGGACACCAAUGGAGACGAUCGGGAUCGCGAAAGAUGGUCCUUCUGAGGCAAAGAAACCCUACUUUGUGGUAUCCAUAAAGCCUGACAAUCUAAAUAAUCGCAGACAGCGUAUACCGAAGUGCUUUUCGAUGACGUAUGGCCUGAAUCUGGGGAACGCUGAGGGGGUUGUUAUGGACGAAGAGGGCAGAUCGUGGCCGGUGAGGAUAAACUGCUACUGGAAAUCCUCUUGCGAUACUUACAUCGAACGAGGUUGGGGAGCUUUCCAGAAGGAAAAUGAGCUGAAGCUGGGUGACACCUUCAAUCUUGAACUUGUUCAGGGUGGUCAGAAGCCAGUCCUACAAAUGUCGGGGCUGCACGCAAAUCCAAUGCUCGAGAAGGCGUACAGAGAGAAGGUAAGGAAGGAGAGAAGAAAGAGAGUGGAAGUUAAGAAGUAUCCAAUCCAUAUUCAGGACUCGCCAGCUGCAGGGUUUUCAGAGAUGGCGGAUACCCAUUUCAUGCUUACUGUAACUAACCACUUUCUGGGAGUUUACCCGAGUAUCCCGAAUAAGUUGGCGCGGUAUGGUGGUCUACAUGGCGGAUCUGGGAGUCUCAUCCUCACAAACGAGAAAGGACGUAAUUGGCUGGUGACAGUCGAGACGAGCACAAACGACGUUACUUAUAUCGCAAAUGGCUGGACCGAACUUGUCAGGGAGAAUGGACUCGGUGUUGGAGACACCGUCAGGGUAGAUCUGGUUGAAAGAGGAAUGAACCCUGUCAUGAGUUUCAAGGUGGUUUCAAGGAAUACCAAUGCCAAACAAAGAGAAACCUUGAGCGAUAAGUAACUAAGCUAAGUGCAGCAUCCUGAAGGAAACCUAUGUUCAUAGAGGCAAGUCAUUUUCAGGCGGCAUUGGAGAUCCGUCUACUGCAUCGGAACUAGAAAUCUAAACAUUUCUGAACUCUGACUAUGUAGUCAAAUGUAAUGUGAAUGGACUUGGUAACCAAAAAAAACGUAUUUUUGGUCGUGAGACCCUUGAGGCUACAACAAGGCCAUAACAAGAGGAUGAAAAAUGUGACCAGGGGAACAUUUUCGAGCAUUACAUGGCGGGCCUGUGCAAAAAUCAGUUUCUGGGCAUACACAGAAUGAAGAACAAGAGUAUGCCCCUCGUGCUUAACAAUCCUUGUAUGAAUAUGGAUGGAGGGUAGCAGAUACAAGAAGCUGUUGUCUACAAAGUAGAGUCCAAAGUUCAAAACUCCACUAACAGUAAUAAUAAUUUACUUUCAAAAGGUUACUGUAUUUCAUCCAGGACAUACUGCCCUGUAUACCCAGAAAAUAAACGAAAUAACUCUUGAACAAUGGCAGAAAAAAUGGGACACUAAGUUUGAAACAAAAAUGCUCCCUACCAAGUACCAAACUAUCAGUAGCACUACAAGGCUAGGGGCUAGGACAUAAACCGUAUCUCUAUUCUUGAUGCAGGUGUAACAAGUUCGACACAUACGGUUUAUCAUAAUCUAGUACAUACUAACUAUGGUAAUAAUCCACACAAAAUCUUAAUCGACGAUUCAGAGAACUAUUGGACUACUCACCUGUAGAGGCUAAGAACCUGUAAUGCAAAGAUCACGACAGCGAAGGAACAAUGUGAUAUGUAUUCCUUUGCUGUGACCAAAAUCUUUCCAUAUGGUGUCCGGAAAAUGCUGAAUAAUAAUGUAGGGUGUUGUGUUGCCUGACAUCAAAAGUUAACAAUAGGUCGAAAAAUUGCUCUAACUCACAUAUAUAAUGGCUCUACUCCAUGGACGUAUCCAACUAUCCAUAACUCAAUGGCUGGAAACUUAGACUGCACUUUUCUUGCUUCGAAAGCCCUCCUUCAAAAGAGCAAAUUUCUUCUUGCACUGGUUCACCGUCUUCCCAGGUACUGCUGCUGCAACUCUUUCCCAACGCUGAUUGAUCUCCUUGGGGAAAGUUUUCAGCGCUUGGACAAGUGCCCUCUCCUGUACAGCAGACCAUACAUCCUGAUCUGAAGAAGAAGAAGAUGACGCUGCUGUGUUUCCAUCACUACUUCCAUCAUCUGGUUUUGGGGUUUCCCCACUCGGAGGUUCUUCAGGUUUAGAAUCCACAGUAGCAGCAGUAUUGACUUCAGAUCCCUGAGGAUUUAUUACCACACCGCCGACUUCUUCCCUAGUUGUGAGAGGAGAAGCAAUGGAUGGGCCAGGUUUCCUCUUCUCCAGAAAGGAAUCAAAAGCUUUGGCAGAGUCAGGCUUUUGCAGGAGGACAGUUUUUGUCGCCUUGAUAAUUUCUUCCACAGAUCUUCCUGUCCCAAUAUACUCUGAGAUAACCUCCCAACGACGAGAUGUGCCCUUAGGAUAUUUUUGCAUCCCUUUCCUCAGAAGCUCGAUCUCUUCUCUACCCCAAGGCUUUUCUUUUCUGCUGCUAGAAGAACUGUUGCUAGUAUGGAAACUCCCAUUGGAUGUAGUAGAGCCGUUCUGCUGUGGUAUCUUCUUCUCAUCUUCCUUCUUGUGACUCUCCUCAACAUCUUCAUCACCUCCGCCACAAGCAUUUCUCAAAAGUUUGGCUUUUUGCUCUACUGUCUCUUUACCUUCCAUAUUUUCACAUAAACUCCUUAGUUGCUCAAUAUCGAAUGACAUGCAAAGAUUUUCAACAUCAUCUUCACGGAGACCGAGCAACCGCUCCGACACAAUAGAUGCUGAAAGGGUACGAAGGCGGGUACGUUCUUUUCUUAAAAGCUUCUUCUCCUUCUCCUUGGCCUUCUUCUGCAGUGAAGCAGCUUCAGCAGCACGCUUCCCUUCCUCUUCUUUUCUCCGUUUCUCUUCUUCAGCAGCUCUUGCAGCUUCUUCCUCCUGCAAUUUUUUGGCUAAAUACUUUGCCUCCUUUUUUCUCUGCUUCUCAGCUUUCUCCUCUUCCUUCCUCCUCGCUAUUCUCGGGUCUUUUCUGUAUGCAUUGUCGACAAGGGCACGGACACGAACAUAUUCUUCUUUUCUAGCCUUUUCUGAGAGCUUUGCAUUUUGCCUCUCCAUCCACCUCUUAUGGUCACGAGAUUCAGCUUGCUCAACAUCAAACUCAUCAGCAUGAGGGAAUUCCCUCCAGCUUUUGAAGCCAUACCAGAAAUCAUAAAAGCUGUCCACUUCUUUUAUAGGACUAUUAUCAUUGCCCAAUGGUGGCACCGGCUGGGUAACAGACCAACGACCAUUCCUCACAAAUGCUGGGCCAAACACUUUAAAGAAGUCCUGGGGUGCACAAUCGGUAGGGAUUUCAUCAUCAAACUCAUCAGUGGAGUCAUAAAUUCUCCUCUUCACAGGGUCCAUCAGAGCCUCAUAAGCUUCUUGGAUGGCUUUGAAAUGAGUUUCUAUUUCAUCCUUUUUAGCUUGUUUGGCAGCCUCAGUCUCCUCAGCGAGAAGAAGAGAGGCUUGUUUGUCAGGAUGAUACUUCAGAGCAACUUCGCGGUAACUUUUUCGAAUUUGCUCUUCUGUAGCAAGGUACCUUAGAUGACUCAACCCUAACAGUGCAUAAUGAUCCUGUUGCGCAUCUCCAGUUCCUUUCUUUUUCCCUUUGCUACUACUGUAAGAUUCAGAUGAUGGCAUGUGGGUCUGCUCCUUGUCUUUGGAAACAGUAUCAUCUUUACUAUCCACAGCCUCCUCCUCAUGUCCAAGGAGUUUAAGAGCAACAGCAUGGAAAGAAUGUCCUGCGGGUUCAUAUUUUUUAGCUUUGACUGGAAGGCCAUUUGAAGAAGCAAACACAGGCUUUCCGCCUACGAGUUCUUGCGAAUAGGUUAUAAGCCGGAAAGAGUUCUGGAGAGUCAUGCUGAUUCUUUGAAUUCACUAUAACCAGUGAAGUGGUAAUAAUCAGAAUUCAAGCCAACCCUCUCGAUAUGAUGAACUCUUUGUCCAAAUCUUGGCGAGAAGAGAGGAAGCCCUGUGUAAAGCCAAGAUAUGGAUGCCCUCGAACCAGAGCUACAAAGCCAACACUUCAAUAGCUCUGAAAUCUGAAGAAAACCCAGAAAGCACCGGCCAAAGCUCACCGCCAACCAGUCACGGGACAGAGCAGCCACGAACAAUACAACCCACUUCGGCCGCCGCCGCCGUCCCUGAACGAGGUGCUUGCUUCUAGAUGGAGUAAAUCGAGUUAACUCAGCUAUACCGUUCUUCGGGAAGAGACGAGCGAGCGAGCGAGCGAGAGUAUGGGGAACGAGAGGGAGAGGGAGAGGGAGAGGGAGAUGUUGUCUCUGCCUCGUUGAAGCACUAAUGGCGGGGUUCGAAGGUAUAUGAGUUGUUGGAUUAGGGUUUCUGGGAGGAAGACGCAGCAGCAAGUUUAGGAAGGGAGGGUCGGCGCCAAUUGCCAAACGA